Acanthopagrus latus (yellowfin seabream) is the source of this 4144-nucleotide messenger RNA. RefSeq names its product DCN1, defective in cullin neddylation 1, domain containing 2b (gene dcun1d2b). Gene Ontology annotation, molecular function: ubiquitin-like protein binding; cullin family protein binding; ubiquitin conjugating enzyme binding. Bases 206 to 940 code for a protein of 244 amino acids. Gene Ontology annotation, biological process: positive regulation of ubiquitin-protein transferase activity; protein neddylation. The transcript has 7 exons. The record is from RefSeq and is a predicted model, not a curated record. NCBI's taxonomy places the organism in Eukaryota, Metazoa, Chordata, Actinopteri, Spariformes, Sparidae. Gene Ontology annotation, cellular component: ubiquitin ligase complex.
AGAGAAACUGGGGCGAUGCUUUAGCUCCUUUAAACAAGUCGACAACCCGGUAGCGGCUGUCAUUGACGUUCAGGGGACACACCGAUACGAGGGGUCGGGGUGUCCUCGGCCAAGUGUCGCAUUGUCAGGGUGAUGUGUGUCGGGAAUAUGAGGGAAAUGGAAGCACAAGUUGAAGUCAUCGCAGAAGGACAAGGUUCGGCAGUUCAUGUCCUUCACACAGGCCGGGGAGAGGACAGCCGUGUACUGCCUGACACAGAAUGACUGGAAACUAGAAGUCGCGACAGACAACUACUUCCAGAACCCAGACCUCUACUACAAGGAAUCCAUGAAAACUUCAGUGGACCGCAAGAAGCUGGAACAGCUCUACAACAGAUACAAAGACCCGCAGGAUGACAAUAAGAUAGGCAUCGAUGGGAUCCAGCAGUUCUGUGAUGACCUGACUCUGGAUCCGGCUAGCAUGAGCAUACUUGUGGUGGCAUGGAAGUUCAGAGCGGCCACGCAAUGCGAGUUCAGCAGGAAAGAGUUCCUGGAUGGCAUGUCCGAGCUCGGCUGUGACAGUCCUGAAAAACUCAAGGCGAUCCUCCCAAGACUCGAGCAGGAGCUCAAAGACACGGGGAAGUUCAAAGAUUUCUACCAGUUUACCUUCAAUUUUGCGAAGAACCCCGGCCAGAAAGGUUUAGACCUGGACAUGGCUGUUGCUUACUGGAAUCUAGUUCUCACAGGCCGCUUCAAGUUUUUGGAUCUUUGGAAUCGCUUCCUGCUGGAGCAUCACAAGCGCUCAAUUCCCAAGGACACGUGGAACCUCCUCCUGGACUUCGGAAAUAUGAUUGCAGACGACAUGUCAAACUAUGAUGAGGAAGGGGCGUGGCCCGUCCUCAUAGAUGACUUUGUGGAGUUUGCCCGGCCGAUUGUGACGGGGAGUAAGCGCAACAUGACAUAGUGUUUUGUCCCGGCAUCGUGCAGGAGAUGCAGUUUACGUUUCUCCCAAUUUUCUUUUUUUGAAUGAGGAUUUUCAUACAAACGAGCCAAAAAGAGACUACUUCUCAACAGGCCUGACUGCAGCUUGCCGUUAAGAUUGUUCUUCCAACUGCAUAAAGAUGCCUUGGCUGGGGAGUGACCUGGAACGGCCGAUCAGAGAGGAGGGCAGGAGGGGAAUCAACAAGCUGGCAGGGACAGACUUUGUAAUUGCAAUAUGGAAAGGAUGGGUACCCUAAAACUCAUCACCUGAGGGCGAAUCACCAACAGGGUUUGGCUUUGAACUGCUGCUGUGGACUCCGCUCACCAGCCUGCACCCUUGGCACAAUGAGGAGGGACGGUCACGGUGAACCUUCAGCACACGCAGAGGAUUAAGUUAAAGAUGCAGUAGGAUGUGGCCUCUUACGUUGUCAAUUGUGAAUGGAACAGUCCGUUAAAAUCUGCAUGUUUUCGUCAGCUUGAGUGAAGCAGUGCCAUGGGUGUGAAAAAAAAUCAGUUACAUUAUUUUUGAAUGUUUGGGAAUGUUUAGCUCCCUUAACAAUCACACGGAGAGCCAAGAGAGUGUGCCUGCUUAUUGUUGUAAGUGUGCGCGUGUGUGUGAUUUUUGCGUUGGGGGGGGGUGGGGGUUAAACAUAUUGCCUCUUUUACAAUACAAUCCUCAAUAUUUUCAUUUGGUUUUAUCAUAUAAGGAGAAGUUAAAUGAUGAUUCGCCCUACCUGAGCGAUGGUGAGAAGUUCAGAUCCACACUGAGACAGAGCAACAUGCGUUUUGAGCUCAGCACCAGCAGAUUUUGUUACAGUCGUAAAAACACUGUACACACAUUUGAAGACAAAUACAUUUGGCUUUAGAGGAAUGAAAAUAUAUAUCUGAGCAAACCGGCGAAGAUGUGUAAGAUCAUGAUUCGUAUAUAAGAAGCAUUUAGGAUCCUCAUUUUUUAAAAUGCUGCUCAAGCAUCUGGUUGACUUUUAGUUGUGACCUGCUGUACACACAAAGAGAAACUGACUGGCACACUGACCGUUUUCUAUUACCCAGGUGAUGACGGUGACAUGCCAACUCUACAAACUGCACUGAUAUACAGCUUUUUUCUGUUGUAGGUUGUUUUUCUUUUUUUCUUUUUGUUAUCAGGCAGCACUGUAUACAGCUACAGAGCCACUCAGUUUACACAACAGUAGGUUCACUUACAUGCUAGACUCUUUAAAGUGCACAUCCCAGCCAGGAGUAUUUUGUUUACACUGUUAUUGAGAUUUUAGUCUGCUGCUUUCCAUGGAUUAGGAACUGCAGGGUGAAGGUUACGGAGGACUGAAACAGUAAAAAUCAAAGAAAAAAAAGUCUGUAUUUCUGUGAAUACAGAAUUAAUGUGUUCAAUCUAGCUAAAUUAAAGUUAAAAUUUUUUGCUGUUAACUUUCGACAAUACGCUUUAUAAACCAUUUAUUAAGCAAUUGUUACAGUUUGUAAACAUCAGCUGCAAUGAUCCAAAUCAGUUACAAAGCAUUUUAAACAUAAGUAGCAAAUUUAUAAUAAACAACUGCUUAAUAAAUAGUUUGAAAAGUAUUUCACUGUUAACAGUGACACUAUUAACUGCAGUUCAAUUAACUAUUAAUCAAACUGCAAUGGUAUGUUGUUUUCACGGUACGAUAAUCUGAAAAGAAAAGAAAAUGUCGUGGUUUAAUGGUAGGAUUGUGUGUGUUGCUAUGAAUAGUAUUAUUAUUUGCAAUGGCCCCUAAAGCAAGGAAGACUCAAAGAAUUUCACAAAAUAUUAUAUCCUGUCAGACAGAAGAAACCUUGACAACAAUGUGAAUUUAUAUUUAUUUUGAAUAACACUAACAUGGUAGAAUUUAAAUACCUUAAAUUAGCAAAUGUAGAUGGUAUGAUAAUCAGCUGUCACAGCAUAAAACAACAUAUGGCUACAACCGUACUAAAAAUCUACCAUUUAUUAAUGAUGGAUAUUAUCAAGUGGUAUCAAACUGAUAAAUACAAUGGAAAACAAAUCCAGAAGCAAAUUUAAACAGAAAUGCCAGUUGGUCACAUUUUACACAGACAUUAAUGCCUGCAUGUAUUUAUUUUUAACAUUAUUUUUGUGCAUUUUUUGCCAUAUUGAUUUAUUUAUUGAGACAUUUAUUAAUUUUGACUGUUUCUGUCUCCAAGAACUGCGACAGAGUAAAGUUUAGGAAUGCUGCUUGUGCUGCCACCUGGAGGCAUCUGUGCAGCACAGCAUCUCUGAAGCCCAGCUGCAUGUGUGGUCACGGGUGUAUGAGAACUGACUCGGCUGUGUUGAUGGAUGGAUGUGGUCGGAAAACUUGAGCCUUUUACUCCACAGAGUUCAGUGCAGCAGUGACCUUCCUUCGUAAACGUAGUGUUUCUCUAUAUGUGUCAUCAACACUAAACAGCUCUGUGUUCACUGAAGAGUGUGACAGAAGGUAGAGCUCAGGUACCAGUCGUCCUCUCCCAGUCAGAAGUCAUGCUUUCUGUUUCCGAACAGCAACAAACUAUGCUAUCUUUGUCUAACUGUUGUCAUGAUAAACUGUUUGUGUCAAGAUCAGGAUGGAUCAUUUCCCCAGUGUACUACUCUGUCCCGUCAACAUCUAACUACAGGGGGAAAUAAUCGUCUUUUGUUUUUCUUUCAAGCUGACAAAUUUGUGUUUAAGUUCUCGUAUUUAUGUCAAAAUGAAGUCAGACAUGAACUAUGGUGCCGUGCAUGAACUAGAUUUGCGUCCCAGACUGAAUGCAGAUGAGAGGCAAAGCAACCAGCUUCCUUCACAGCUGUUAAAUAGCCUCUGCAGGAGCUGGUCAGUGUGGGAUGUCGUUCAUCCUUGUGGCUGAGCAAGUUAGAUACGUGUUGGUGCAAUGAAAUAUCCCAUAUCAAGUGUUUCCGACUGUUGCAACAGCGAGAUGGUGUGAAAGCUUCUACAUUGUUAUCUGUGAUCUGACAUCGUCUGUGAUUCAGGAGUGGGAACAUAUUUCAGUGUUCAGUUUGAUAAAUUUGGUACGUUUUUGUUUGUCAAAUGUGUGGUCAGCUGUUUCUAGUCAUGAAGAUCAUUCUUAUCAAAACAGUAUUAUUUUUCGCUGUCCAGAAAACAGGUAUUUACAGACUAUUAUGGUUUGUCACAGAAGCAAAUCGUACAUUGUUUUCUUUAAGAAAGUUGUCAAUAAAGCAUGUUGUUUUUAACAG